Messenger RNA from Purpureocillium takamizusanense, 2352 nucleotides. RefSeq lists its product as uncharacterized. Gene Ontology annotation, molecular function: nitrite reductase (NO-forming) activity; copper ion binding. Lineage: Eukaryota; Fungi; Ascomycota; Sordariomycetes; Hypocreales; Ophiocordycipitaceae. The record is from RefSeq and is a predicted model, not a curated record. The transcript has a single exon. The coding region runs from base 1212 to 2327 and encodes 371 amino acids.
AACAGCCAAAGGCCCGCGUGACAACAAGAAUUACGACAGCUCGACAAAGCUCGCAUGCUGGCGGCGCACAUCAUCACAUAAGCCGCGGCGUUGGGUUGUCAGUUCACAGCUGCAGCAUCUCCGCGGACGCAUCAGCCCCAACCCAGCGGACAUGCCAGUCACCGUGAUGGAUGGUGCACCGCGCAUUACCCCAAACUCAGCCCGUCCAUCCAAGGCUUCCCGCCCCCCCACCCGUUUUUCAAGCUCCGUCGGCAGAAUCGGUGGUCGCAUCACGACAAAGUCAGCCGCCGCCGCGGCCCGUUUCCUCCUCCUCCUCCUCCUCCUUCUGUUCCUCCUCCUACCUCCUCUUACUCUCGCGGGGGGGUUAACGCGGGCUUCGGCGGUUCGGCAAUCCCCCACCCUUCCACAUCCGUCCGCCUGCCCUGCCAGCCAGCAGCAACAGCUGUGUGGUGGUGUUACACCCCGUCCCAAAACGGCGCUCUUUCAUCUGCCGUCAUUGGGCGCGUUUCCAGCCAUGGCGGCGCGCAGGUGCGGGAGGGCGCAUGUCUGCGUGACCACUCCUUGUCCAACUGGGCAUGCGGCAUGCGCUGCUCGGAGACAAGACGCUCAGGUUCCGUGUCCAUAUUCCCGAGAACGACGACGCCGGAUGUGAUGGGGCGUCGUUGGAGGUGCCUGGCGGGCAGUGAUGGAGGGGCAUGGCUUGAGGGCGCAUAGUCAUAUCUUCUACGUGGGAGACUUGGCUGUCGCUUCUACCUCCUUCGCGACCUCGCACCUCCGGACUUUCUUUCUAUCCUUGCUCUCAGAUCAUAAUCAUCGGUCAUCAUGAGCGCGCGGUCGAAGCUCUCCAGUAUGGUCGCGCUGGGCGCCCGAGGGGCCGGCCUGACGAGAUGGCGGGUGUCUGGCUCUGUCACACCCUUACACCGUCAAGGGCCUCGGUGGGCUCGUCCCGUCACCACGUCGUCGAAGCCAUCAGGCACGCCUUCAAGGUCGCGCCUCGCACCGGUUCUUGCGGCCUCGGCCUGCGUGGCCGUCGGGGCAUUCUACAUGACGCGGUCGCCUCGCAUGGACCUGGCCCACGAUGCGGCGGCCGACGUGCGGAGCAAACAGGUGAGAACCAAGCCACUUAAAGCAUCGUCUACCGAUUUGCUCUGCGGCGCGUGGCCAUAGCGGAGCAGCAGAAAGACAAAGCUAACUGUUGGCGUUAGCUUCACAUGACCCUAUCUCCCGCGUCGUCAUCGCCGGCCGCCAGCGGGGAGGAGGUGGAUGCACGUGUCGCCUAUUACGACGCGCUCGAGGCCAACGCGGCCGACGUGUCGACGCUGCCCAUCGAGCACGCGGUGCUGACGUCGGCGCCGUCGGUGCCGCCGCCGAUAACGCGGACGCACGCGGCGCUGGUCAAGGUGGACCUCACGACGUCGCCCAAGAUGGUGCAGGUGACGAACCAGCACAAGUACGAGGCGUGGACGUUCAACGGGACGGUGCCGGGGCCGUUCAUCCGGGCGCGGGCGGGCGACGUGGUGGAGGUGCGGCUGGCGAACCGCGACGAGACGGGCAACCCGCACAACAUCGACUCGCACGCCUUCACGGGGCCCGGGGGCGGGGCGGCGCUGACGACGGCGGACGAGGGCGAGUGCAAGACGGCGCGGUUCCGGCUGCUGUGCCCGGGGCUGUACGUGUACCACUGCGCGGCGGCGCCGGUGCCGGUGCACAUCGCCAACGGCAUGUUUGGGCUCAUGUACGUUCAGCCGGCGGACGAGCAGUCUCGGGGGCAGGGUUCUUCAGCUGGUGGCCUGCCCGAGGUGGACCGCGAAUACUACGUGAUGCAGAGCGAGGUCUACCACGAGCCGCCCGAGGUGGACGAGGAGACGGGGCGGCCGUCGGGGACGGUAGAGUUCUCGUACCCGCAGGGCCUGCGCGAGGAGCCCAACGCCGUCGUCUUCAACGGGCGCGAGUCGGCGCUGACGCGGGACGCGCCGCUCAAGGCGCGGACGGGGGAGACGGUGCGCAUCUUCUUCGGCAACGCGGGGCCCAACCUGACGAGCUCGCUGCACGUCAUCGGGAGCCACUUCCGGCGCGUGUACCGCGACGGCGACGUGCUGAGCCCGCCGGGGCGCUUCGUGGGGACCGUCGGGGUGCCGCCGGGGGGCGCGACCAUUGUGGACCUCAAGGCCGUGGUGCCGGGCACGUACACGCUCGUCGACCACGCCAUCUUCCGCAUCGACAAGGGCGCCGUGGGCUUCCUCAACGUGGCGGGCGAGGCGCGGCCCGAUGUGUAUGGCAGCUCGGAGCCGCCGGCGCCGUGCGUGGGGUGCAAGCUGCACUCUUGAUGGGAAGGGGGGGGGAUGGUGGUGG